Molecule: messenger RNA, 1073 nt
Organism: Perognathus longimembris pacificus (Pacific pocket mouse)
Lineage: Eukaryota; Metazoa; Chordata; Mammalia; Rodentia; Heteromyidae
Gene: Klk5
Product: kallikrein related peptidase 5
Exons: 6
Coding region: 94-969 (291 amino acids)
Biological process (GO): proteolysis; extracellular matrix disassembly; positive regulation of antibacterial peptide production
Molecular function (GO): serine-type endopeptidase activity
Source: RefSeq, a predicted model, not a curated record
GGCUGUGAAGACCAGGACGUCUGCGGCUGAGCUGGGAGCCUGGCCCCCACCCACUGCCCGGGGACACAGGGCCUCGCACCAGGCGCAGUGGUCAUGGCUACCACAGGGUCCUCCCGGAUGUGGGUGCUGAGCAUGGUGAUGACGGUGCUGGUUCUGGGGGUCACAGAGCCUGUUCUUACAAAUGAUGCUGUCACCUGUAACAAUCCCUCUGACAAGGAGACGUCUGGAGACAGCCGGGACGUGGACUCCAGGGCCCGGGAUGACUCCAGAUCAGAUAGCAGCCCCCGCAUUGUGAAUGGGUCGGACUGCGAUAAGGACACUCAGCCAUGGCAGGCCGCGCUGCUACUGGGGCCCAACAAGCUGUACUGUGGGGGGGUGCUGGUGAACCCCCAGUGGGUGCUCACGGCCGCCCACUGCAGGAAGCCGGUCUACCGAGUCCGCCUCGGCCACCAUUCCAUGUCCCCCGUCUACGAAGCCGGGCAGCAGAUGUUUCAGGGGUCCAAAGCCAUCCCCCACCCCGGCUACUCCCACCCCGGCCACUCCAACGAUGUCAUGCUCAUCAAACUCAACAAGAAAAUCCAGUGCACGCACUCUGUCAGGCCCAUCCACAUAGCCUCCCAGUGCCCGUCUGCCGGGACCACGUGCCUGGUGUCGGGCUGGGGGACCACCACCAGUCCCCAGAAUAACUUUCCCAAGGUCCUCCAGUGCUUGAACAUCACUGUGCUCAGUGAGGACAAGUGUAAGGACGCCUACCCAGGACAGAUCGACAAAACCAUGUUCUGUGCCGGUGACGAGGCAGGCCGAGACUCGUGCCAGGGCGACUCUGGCGGGCCUGUGGUUUGCGAUGGCCAACUCCAGGGCCUCGUCUCCUGGGGCGACUUCCCCUGUGCCAAGCCCAACAAGCCCGGCGUCUACACCAAUCUCUGCCAAUUCAAGAAAUGGAUUGAGGAUACCAUUAAGUCAAACUGAUGGCUGCGCAGAGCCCGGCACACUGGGGGCCCCCACAGAAGCAGAAGCCCCAUUUCUUCCCAAGCAUGUCAAUCCUUCCAGCCCUCUCUGGGGCCCCCUGAAUU